CCCUCCGUGUGCAGUGAACUGGAACAUGAUAAAAGCCACCUAUACUGGCAUUUAUCAGUAAACACACUGCCGUCGUCAUCCAAAUGCAGUUAUGGCAAACAGCAGAGCAAGAAACUCGCAGUUUGGACAACCUAUUAUUCCUGGCAUUGAGAACGAAACUUUAGCGAAAGGUAAAGCUGCGAUUGAGAAGACUGAGAAGUAUAAAACAACAAAAUUGGUUGUGAUUGGAAUUCGGGAUCGUCAACAUUUUUGUGUUUAGUUUGGUAGUGUAUGACAGUAUGAAAGGUUUUCUAAAUACUUUCUACAGAAUCUAGGUCACAUGCAUAAAGUGACACAAACGAGUUGUUCACAAAUAUGUGUCAUCGACAUACUAUUCCCACACGAGACAUGUACAUGCAUUUUGAUUUUUGAAUGAUUGCAAAGUGCGGGCAUAUUCAUAACGCUGACUCCCGAGAAUUCGAGAAAGCAUUGCAUGUCAAAUGUACUAGGACUAUUUCACGGAACGUCAUUAACGUCGACGAACUAAAAACAUUUCUAGUAACGAUUAUGUCGGCCUCAAAAAUAUUGACUAUGCUUAUGAUUUACGAAAAGAAACUAUAUAUGACAUACAUUCACCACUGACACACAUAUUGAGCGGUUCUGGCCUGUGAUAUUAAAAACAUGAACGUGGGUCACUCAUUGCCAGAAUUAAUUACUCAAUUUACAAACUGUGAGUGCAGUUCACUUGUGUGUUUGCAGAUUCAAGUGGAGCAAUAUGUCAGUGACAAGACUAUAUAGUUUUCAGAAAAAUUGCCGUCCUGAAUAAUCACCUAAUCAUAUACAGUGUAAAUCUUUGCAUAAAAGCUGAACAAACAACUUGCGCAAUGAUGUUUUUUAAGUGAUAACAGAUUACUUUUUUCAGUUUUUUGCGCAACACGAUUUUUAGUUGAAAGUUGGUCAAAGUUGCAAGCUUUUAAGCUAAAAUUAAAAUUAAAUUUCAGUCAUUCUGCCAAUUGUAAAACGAAACAGAAAUACUAUAGAUUGCAGUUUAGUAUUGUGAGAAUUUACAUACAGCUUUACAAGCGAAAGUUAGCAAAAUUCUAGCAAUUUAAUCAAAAUUGUUUUCAAGACAUUUUGUUGGCAUGGUAAUAUAUGCGUCUAAUGACUAAUGAGACUAGUGUUUCAAGAAGAAACCAGUACGUAGUCAGCCAUUGCUACAGUACAGGAGCUAAUACCUUAAUUGCUAUAGGACUAAUACCUUUUUAAGUGUGUAUUACGGUAGAAAUGUACUGUUUCACUUUGAGAUGCUUUAUAUGUCAAAAUAAAUAUAAUAUACCACAUGUGGGUUGCACAAUCCAGUAACAUUAUGAGAUCAGUGCAUUGGGCUGGGUUGCACGUGACCGACAUUUAUGCAAACGACGUCAUUCUAGCAAAUUCGCUUCGAUCUCGUUUCGAAAUUUUGCAAACUUUGUCUAGUCACUUUGGGAAGCUUUUGUGGAAAGAUGACCGCUAAAAUACAGCAUUAUAAAGAGGAAUUGAAUAAUUUUUUACACCAAGAUAAUGCAUUCGUCAGUGCCUUAGCGAAAGUGGAAGAGAAAACGAAAGUUAAUCGCCUAAAUAUCUUCUUAGGUAAUAUGUUUGCAAAGUCCUUUAUAAAUAUAAUAAUGCGACCGCAAGAUUUCAAUGUUGGUUCUCGUGUUAAUAAUGUUGUUCGUUUAUUUUAGGUGCUAUCGGCUUGUUCUCUUUGUAUCUCAUCUUUGGCUAUGGUGCUGCUUUGAUUGUGAACGCUUUGGGCGCGAUUUACCCCGCAUAUGCAUCGUAAGUUUUGAAGAAAAAACCUAAACUGUUUUGCAUUUCUGGGAGUGAACCCUGUGGUUUGUCCGAGCACAAAAUUUUGAACUUUGAACCUGUUGAUUAAUUUUUGGUUAGGAGUUACUUAAACGUAUCCUAAACAUGAAUAUUUUAGAAGUUUAUUGAGCCAAUUUUAUACACAGAUGCCGCUUUGAAACGAUUUAGUUUAAUUUUCAAAAUUUUGGAUUUUGGAUUUUAGAUUGGGCAGGACAUGAACUACCUGUCCAAAACUCAUUCGGUUGUGCAAGUGACAAGCAAAAAUAUCGUAAUGGCGGGCUGGGAAAUGUAUCAAAGCUUGAAAUAACACGCAAAAUUGUCCAGAAAUAGGUCCAACUAAAACGAAAUUUGAUUUAAAAUUUUUAAAUUUGGUCGGACAAUUUCAUUUUGAAUCACUGCUUACACGACAGAUAUCCACCAGAUUGAUAUGCACAGAGUUGCCAAUAUAUAAUUGUUUAAUAUUUGCAGGGUUAAAGCUGUCGAGAGUGUUACCAAGGACGAUGACACACAAUGGCUCAUUUACUGGAUUGUGUAUGCUGUGUUCACUGUCGUGGAAUAUUUUUCUGAUUUCCUCUUUUCGUGGUUUCCAUUUUAUUUCCUCACCAAGGUAAUAUGAUGUGCCUUUCAGCAUUUGACUCAGCAAUAGAUUAUUCCAGCUACAGACUAAAUUUUGAUCUAGGCAAGAAGAACAAAAUCCAUCGCCACAGCUAGAAAGAGCAUGUUGAAAUUAGUAAAAUUGCAAAGUUUGAUUGCGAAAUGUUGUAAUAUGAGGAAAAUUUAGCUUUGCGAAAUUUGCAAAUUUUAGAAGAUUUUGCAAAUUUUGUAUUAAUUUGUAUUAAGCACAGGAAAAUGCACCACUUUCGGGCCAAAUAUGUUGCAUUUUAGUCGGGCAUUCCCCGUGCAUAAUAUCUAGAAAUUAAUAAAAAAUUUGCAAAUUUUGCAGGGCUAUAUUUUCUGCAUCUUACAACAUUUCACAGCCAAACUUUGCAAUUUUACUAAUUUUAAUAUGCUCUUUCUAUUUGUGGUGAUGUGGUGGCUGGAAUCUCUGGAAGGAAAAAUCAGAGUUCACUUGGCAACUGACGUUUUAUUUACCUGAAAAAUUUUUUUUGAUAAACUGCUAGUGUUAAAAAUAUCAAGCAGCAUAUUGGGUCAUGCCAGAAAAGAUUCACAUUCCCCCCACAGAGGAAAUUUCUGCCGUUGAGGGGGAGGUAUUUGCUAGUGAAUAGUGAUUGACCGAUUGUGCAACAAUCCGAAAUCACAGGUUAUUCAUGCCACAAUCUGCCAGAUACCGAUGCCGAUUUUAUGAUGAUGCCAUAAUAUCAGUCAUUCAUGUCGAUUUUUAAACGAUAAUUUCCAAUGUAACUUGUUACUGCAACCAAAGAUUGUUAAAACCGUUACUGAAUGGUAUGCUUCACGCAUUAAUUUAACAUAUUGCGUUCAAACGCAAUGUGUACCAACGUGCAAUGCGUAUCAUUUUUAAUUAAAGUGCGCAUUUUCUCAACAAUUGGUUUUAGAAAAUUGGAAAUAUAGACAAUUUUACGAUUCCGAUUGUCUACCGAUAAGGCAGAAAUAGGCCCGAUAUGAUUAUCGGUUAGUCACUAGUAUUAACAAUGUUUGAAGGGGGUAGAGCUGGGGUUAACUUCCAAUUCCCUCUGUGAGGGAGGUAUGGAUGUUUUCUGGUAUGACUGAUUAAUUAAAAAUGAUGUAUACUCAUAAUAUCAUAUCUCUGCCAGGAACUCUUGCCAAAAAUCUUGACAGGAAAUCAUUAUAUGUCUUGCAGGAAACAUUUGUUAUUUUACCUAAUGGAACAACAGUUUGUUGUCUCAUCAGAUUAUUCGUGAAAAAACCUGUGCAUGCAUGUGUACUGCAUAUUUAUUUACUGUAUAUCAUAAAAAGCAAAGUUAUUUGACGAGUGAAAAACAAGUUCCAGGGUUCGAAUUAAUUCUGAGAAAAUGGUUCGUGAAUUGAUUUUUUUAUUUUACGGAAAUUUUAAGGAAUUUUCAUGGAAUUUUCACUAAUUGGAAGUUAAAAAGUGGAAGCACUGCAAUUUUCAAAUAUAUACUGUAAAUCGCAAACUUGCAAAGAAAUAGAAUUUUGGUUGGAUUAUAAUAGUUUUUAAGUACAAUUUAAAACAAUAUCUUCAAAAUAUAUGGUCCUUCAUCACAUGUACAAAGAACUGGAUUUAUUAUUGUAUAUUUUUAUCAAUUUGAGAGACUUUUGAUUCGUGAUUUUGAUAAAUUUUUAUGAAAUUGCUUCGUGAAAAAUGAAAAUUGGAAUCACAAACCGUUAUUUUGAACCCUGAUGUUUCAUACCUACAAGAGAGCAUUCUAUAGGCUGCCAUCUUGGCUCCACCCAAUCAUAGGGCAGUUUACCUGGAGUUAUCGUUCCGGUGUUUCCACUUUUCAAAAUCCAUGUUUCAGUGAAUUUGAUUGGAGUGUUUUGACUUUUGAAAAUUUAUAUUUUAUAUUUCAAGGAAAUUUGCUAAAACAGAUUUUCCCUCUAAUUCACACCUGCUACCUUAACAAAAAACUAACUGUUGUUAAUCUAUCUUUGUUAAUCUAUACUUGAUGUAGUUGAUCUUCCUUGUCUGGUGUAUGGCUCCAAUCUCUGCCAACGGCAGCAUGGUCGUCUAUCACAGAUUUAUCAAACCUUUUGUUGUGAAACAUCAAGCUGAGUUUGAUGAAGUGUUGAAUGAAGCGUCAUCUGUGGCAAGCAGCGCGGCAAACCAAGCUAUGGAGCAAGGUAUGCAAGACCUGGCCUUUUGUAGUAGCCCAACAAUUGCAUCAAAUGAUGAACAAUCGCUGAUAAAAACAUUGUCCAUACUUGUGUGAAACUUAAAUGUUUGUAACAAGUACUUCAAGGCUUUAAUGUAGCUGAGCCAAUCAGCAGGAGUAUCCAAAUAUAGCAAAAUGAUAAGAUAGCAAACAAAAUUCUCUCCCCAGAGUUUUUCUCUCAAAGAAACAUAACUAGGCCAAAAAAAAUAAGUGGGUUUCCGCUUUUCCGACGCUACCUAGCUUGUGGAUGCCGAAAUCCCAUCCCUAAACUUUUUAUUGCAUCAUGCUCACUGAACUUUAACUAGCUUGUAAGUGUUUCCACUUAGAGGAAAACGUUUUGUGGAAAAUGGAAAUUUGAGGCAAUAUUAGGGAAAUUUAUCUUUGGAUGUGGAAGCACUGACUAAACAAACAUGGCGUCCGGAUGUUAGGAAAAUUUAGAAAAAAAGUUAAAACCGACCUACCCCACCCAAGUUUUUACAAGAAGAAAUAGGAAACCCACAUUUUUAUCCACACUUGUUUCUGGAUAGUGCUGAAAGUGUCAUGCAUGCCCUUAAUCACUUAGCAUGCUGCUAUGUUUAUCCAAACAACAAUUAACCAUUUUGUUUCUUGUUUCUUGUUCCAGCCAAGAACGAAGCUCUCAACCAGUAUGUGAAGCAACAACAACAAGAAGCAGAGGAGGAAGAAGACAAAAAGGACAUGUAAACAACACAAAACAACACACACUGAUACUCGAGAAUUGCACUCCCGCCUGGGCCAUACACACGAUUGAAGCCAACUGAACGAAAUUUUGUAUUUUUGGGACAUUUUAGCGUAGAUUGAUAACCUUAUUAUAUGGAAAAGUUUUGGCAACUGUUAGAAGGGCAUUGGGAAUCAAUCUUAGUCGGUGUCUUCAUGAGCUGUGUUUGGUAUAGUCGUGGUUCCAGCUUGAUUAAUACUAGAUCAAAACUUUUUAAUAAAAUUUAGCGUGUUUGAUUGUGACUUUGUUUUCAGCGGUGU
This is a messenger RNA of Paramuricea clavata, 5597 nucleotides long. The record is from the annotation of a GenBank genome assembly. Lineage: Eukaryota; Metazoa; Cnidaria; Anthozoa; Malacalcyonacea; Plexauridae.